AAAAUUGGCAACACUAUUUAAAUAUUCAACAAUAUUCACCAACAACAACAACAAAGGAAACUUCGCUGCACAGCCAUAUUGACGAAAAAUUCUUGUGUCGUAUAUUCUUUUACUAAAAGAACACAUUUUACCAGUAAAAACGGAAAAAGUGAAUAGAUUUAUUGCAAUAUUAAAGAGUAUAUAACGGAAUACGAAGGACAUCAAGGAUAGUUUCAAUAUCUUUAUAAAAAUAUACUCCAAUACAAAAUGGGCACAAGGGAAGACGAAUAUGAUUAUUUAUUCAAAGUUGUUCUUAUCGGCGACUCUGGAGUAGGCAAAAGUAAUUUGUUGUCCCGUUUUACGCGCAAUGAAUUCAAUUUAGAGUCCAAGUCGACAAUUGGUGUUGAGUUUGCUACCCGUAGCAUAGAGGUUGAUGGUAAGACAAUAAAAGCGCAAAUAUGGGAUACUGCUGGGCAGGAACGUUAUCGUGCCAUCACAUCAGCGUACUACCGCGGUGCCGUAGGUGCUUUGCUUGUGUAUGACAUUGCCAAGCAUUUGACCUAUGAGAAUGUAGAGCGAUGGCUACGGGAGCUACGUGAUCAUGCUGAUCAAAAUAUAGUUAUAAUGUUGGUAGGCAACAAAUCUGAUUUGCGGCAUUUACGCUCUGUGCCAACAGAAGAAGCAAAACUUUUUGCCGAACACAAUGGACUUAGCUUCAUUGAAACGUCAGCAUUGGAUUCUACAAAUGUUGAAACUGCAUUCCAAAAUAUACUCACAGAAAUAUACCGUAUUGUUUCGCAAAAACAAAUCAGAGAUCCUCCUGAAGGUGAUGUUAUUCGUCCUAAUGUUGAACCAAUUGACGUUAAGCCGACUGUUACGGCUGACGUACGUAAGCAGUGCUGUCAGUGACCGCCUCAAGUCCAACAUGUUUUCAACUACAUUUAUGCAUAAAUACAGCAACAGUAAAAAAUGAUAAAAAAUGAUUUAUAUAAGAAAGGCAAAUUAUAUUUCAACAUUCUUAUCACCGAAUUGUGUUAUGGUGUUUAAUACUGAGUUGAAAACGAAUGUGGGUUCCUUUCCUACACCGAAUUAAAAGUAAAUCUAACAUAACCCAACUAUUGAACAACAAUAAUUAACACAUUUCUUCUUUAUUAUUAUUAUUAUUUUUUGUUUUUUUUUUUUUUUGAUUAACUAAAACUUAUUGUUUUGUUUUUUAGUUUAGUUUUUGAAAAAGUAUAUUUUCUCAUACGAUUUUAUUUGAACAUUUGUUCUUUUUAUGAAUAAAAAGAAUUUUUUACUCUUUAAAAUAAUUAAUUAAAAAAAAAAUAGUUUAAAUUUGUGCAUUAUUAAAUCAAACAAUUUAGAUUAAAAACGAAAGCAAAUAAAUAUAAAAAAAUUUUACUGAAUUUGUUCUCUCUUAGAUGCAAAGAAAUCUUAUGCUUUUUUAAAUGAAGUUUUAUAUAUAUAUAAAAUAUAAUUAUUAUAUUAUAUAAUUAUAUUGUACUAAAAUAUAAUUAUAAAUACACACGGAACACGGAACAAGAAUAAAAUUAAUUUAAUUUUGCACCGCUAACCUUAAAUGCAGAAAGUUGCGAGUGGAUAAUUUUUUUUUUUUAGAGUUUAAUUUAAAAAUUAAAUAAAAACAAUGAAACAACAUUACAGCAAGUUGUAGAUUAUUAAU
This is a messenger RNA of Teleopsis dalmanni, 1660 nucleotides long. RefSeq names its product ras-related protein Rab-11A (gene Rab11). The coding region runs from base 247 to 888 and encodes 213 amino acids. Gene Ontology annotation, cellular component: recycling endosome. The transcript has 5 exons. Gene Ontology annotation, biological process: exocytosis. The record is from RefSeq and is a predicted model, not a curated record. Gene Ontology annotation, molecular function: GTPase activity; GTP binding. Lineage: Eukaryota; Metazoa; Arthropoda; Insecta; Diptera; Diopsidae.